This is a messenger RNA of Enhydra lutris kenyoni (northern sea otter), 7641 nucleotides long. It is a transcript of the gene ZAN, whose product is annotated as zonadhesin. Lineage: Eukaryota; Metazoa; Chordata; Mammalia; Carnivora; Mustelidae. Gene Ontology annotation, molecular function: protein binding. The record is from RefSeq and is a predicted model, not a curated record. Gene Ontology annotation, cellular component: membrane. The coding region runs from base 1 to 7641 and encodes 2546 amino acids. The transcript is spliced from 43 exons.
AUGAUGCAGACGUGCAGUUUCGACGUUCCAAACGAUCUCUGUGGCUGGAGCUGGAUCCCAACAGCCUCUGGGGCCAAGUGGGUCCAGAAGAAGGGGCCUUCCGGGGUGCCCAACGUGGGGCCCGAGGAUGAUUUCUCUAGCCCUGGUAGCUCAGGACCCCUGCAGUCCCAGAGUCCUGUCCCUGUGCCCGACUCCCUCAAUUUCAGCCAUCUCACCUUACCGGCCUUUUCCUAUGUAGGUGGCUUCUACAUGCUCCUGGACCCCAAGAAUGCAAAACCGAAGCAGAAAUCUGUCCUCCUGAGCCCGCGGAGCCAUUUCUCUGGCUGUCUGAGCCUGUCCUUCCACUAUAUCCUCCGUGGACGGUCACCUGGUGCAGCCCUCACUGUCUCUGCUUCCGUCUUGGGCAGCAUCCGGAAACACACUCUCUUCUCAGGACAACCUGGACCCAACUGGCAGCCUGUUUCUGUCAAUUACACAGCCCAGGGACAAAUUCAGUUCACCGUGGUGGGUGUGUUUGGAGAGACCCCAGAGCCAGCUGUGGCAGUGGAUGCGAUCAGCACUGCUCCCUGUGGGGAGAGCUUUCCUCAGUGUGACUUCGAAGAUGAUGCCCAUCCCUUCUGUGACUGGGCCCAGGCAUCAGGGGAUGGCGGACACUGGACCCAUGCAAAUAAAACUAUGCACAUCCAGGGUACAGGUGCUUCUGGAGAAGGUCGCUAUAUUUACAUCGAGGCUGACAAGUUCUCUGAGGCGGGCCAGUCUUCCAGACUGGUGAGCCGGCCCUUCUGUGCCCCGGGUGCCAUCUGUGUGGAGUUUGCCUACCACAUGUAUGGCCUCGGAGAGGGCACUAAGCUCAAUCUCCUGCUGGAGAGCCCUGCGGGCAGUUCCCCAUCUACUAUCUGGCAACGUGUUGGGUCUCAGAGUCCUGACUGGCUGAACACCUCUGUCACCAUCCCUUUGGGGCAUCAACAGCCCAUGCAGCUGAUCUUGGAGGCUAUCAGGGGUACCAACACUGCCUUUGUUGUUGCUGUGGAUUUUAUCUUGAUCAAUCAUGAGACUUGUCGAGGGACUACUGUUACCACAGAAAGACCUACAGUCCCCACGGAAAAACCCACCAUCGCUACCGAAGAGACCACUAUUCCCACAGAAAAACCCACCAUGCCCACAGAAAAGCCUGUUGUCCACACUGAAAAACCCAUGACCACUGUCCCCACAGAAAAGCCCACUGCCCCCACUAAAAAGACCACCAUCCCCACAGAAAAACUCACUUCUGCAGAAACAUGCACCAUCCCCACUGAAGAGCCUACUAUCCCCACUGAGAAGACCACUAUGCCCACAGAAAACUCUUCUGUCCCCACUAAAAGGCCUACCAUCCCCACAGAAAAACCCACUGUCCCUACUGAAACUACCACCAACCCCACAGAAAAACCUACCAUCCCCACUAAAAAGACCACCAUUCCCACAGAAAAACCCAUUGUCCCCACUGAAAAGACUACCAUCCCCACAGAAAAUCCCACUGUCCCUACAGAAAAGCCCAUUGCCCCCACUAAAAAGACUAUCCCCACUGAAAAGACUACCAUCCCCACAGAAAAACCCACUGUCCCCACUGAAAAGACUACCAUCCCCACAGAAAAACCCACUGUCCCUACAGACAAGCCCACUGCCCCCACUAAAAAGACUAUCCCCACUGAAAAGACUACCAUCCCCACAGAAAAACCCACUGUCCCCACUGAAAAGACUACCAUCCCCACAGAAAAACCCACUGUCCCCACUGAAAAGACUACCAUUCCCACAGAAAAACCCACUGUCCCUACAGAAAAGACUACCAUCCCCACAGAAAAACCCACUGUCCCUACAGAAAAGCCCACUGCCCCCACUAAAAAGACUACUAUCCCCACUGAAAAGACUACCAUCCCCACAGAAAAACCCACCAUCCCCACUGAAAAGACUACCAUCCCCACAGAAAAGCCCACUACCCCCACUAAAAAGACCACAGAAAAACCCACCAUCCCCACUGAAAAGACUACCAUCCUCACAGAAAAACCCACCAUCCCUACAGAAAAGCCCACUGCCUCCACUAAAAAGACCACCAUCCCCACUGAAAAAUCUACUGUCCCCACUAAAAGGCCCACAAUUCCUACGACACCCCAGCCCAGCCCAACAGUUGUACCAAUUAGGCCAACAGUCUUGGUGAUGCCUCCUAUGACUACCCCAAGUACCUCCAUGACCUCGACAACCCCUGGACAUACUCCAGCAAGGUGUCCGCCAAAUGCCCACUACGAGCCCUGCGCCUGCCCAGCAUCCUGCGAGAGACCCAAGCCCAACUGUGGGCCCCUUUGCAAACCCGGCUGUGUCUGCAGUUCUGGCUUCUUGUUUCAUGAGUCCCGCUGCAUCAACGCCUCUUCCUGCAAUUGCUUCUACAACAACAAUUACUAUAAGCCUGGGGCGGAGUGGUUCAGCUCCAACUGCACAGAACGUUGCCGCUGCAGGCCUGGCAAGCGCAUGGAGUGUAACUUCUCCCAGUGCGGCCCGCACACAGUGUGUCAGCUGAAGAAUGGCCAGUACGGAUGCCAACCUUAUGGUACUGCCACCUGCACUGUGUACGGGGACCCUCACCAAAUCACUUUUGACGGGAGACACUUCAGUUUCAUGGGCAAAUGCACCUACAUCUUGGCCCAACCCUGCGGCAACUCGACAGAGCCGUUCUUCAGGGUGGUGGCGAAGAAUGAGGGUCGAGGACAAGAAAGCAUGUCCAUCCUGAGCAAAAUCUACGUGACGCUGCCCAAGGUCACCAUCACGCUGCUUGGGGGCAGGCGCGUGCUGGUUGGGAGUCGGCAAGUCACCCUCCCCGCCAUACCUUCCAAAGGCGUCUUCUUGUCUUUAAGUGGGCGAUUUGUGGAGCUGCAGACGGUGUUUGGUUUGCGGGUGAGAUGGGAUGGUGACCAGCAGCUGUAUUUGAGUGUGCCCAGCACCUACUCGAGGAAACUCUGUGGCUUCUGCGGCAACUACGAUGGGGACAGUAGCAAUGACAACCGGAAGCCAGAUGGCAGCCCGGCUCAGGACAUGGAGGAGCUGGGCAACAGCUGGCAGACAGAGGACAAGGACGAGGAGUGCCAGAAGAACCCGGCAAAUCCUCCGUCUUGCAACCAGCGCUUUCUGAACAGUCUGUCGGCAUUACAGUUCUGUGGACGGCUCAUGGAUGCCCGCGGAACCUUCGAGGCGUGUCUGCCUCACCUCAAGGCCUCUCUGUUCUUCAAGAACUGCGUGUCUGACAUGUGCAAAUUCCAGCAGCUGGAAUCAGGGCUGUGUACCCACAUGGCAGCCUUGACCGAGAUCUGCCAGGAUGCUGGCUAUAUGGUGAAGCCUUGGAGGCGACCCCAGUUCUGCCCUCUGACCUGCCCACCCAACAGCAGGUACCGUCUGUGCGCCCAGCGGUGCCCCGCCACCUGCUUUCCCAGCUUCUUGGGCAUGUCCUGUAAGAACCGCUGCGUGGAGGGCUGCGAGUGCAACCCGGGCUUCGUGCUCAGUGGUCUCCAGUGCAUCCCCCAGUCCCAGUGCGGGUGUCUCGAGCCCACGGUGGGCUACUUCAAGAUAGGGGAGCAGUGGUUCAAGCCCGGCUGCCAGCAGCACUGUGCCUGUGAGAGCAACAAUAGGGUUCGCUGUGCACAGUGGAGGUGCCAGGCCCAAGAGGUCUGUCGUCAGCAGGAUGGCAUCUAUGGCUGUCAUGCCCGCGGGGCCGCCACCUGCAGUGUCUCGGGGGACCCCCACUACCUGACCUUUGACGGAGCCCUGACCCACCUCACGGGCACCUGCACCUAUGUCCUGACCCAACUUUGCCAGUCGAGGUCGCUAGAGAGCCACUUCGUCGUGAGCGCCACCAAUGAGUUUCGCGGUGGGAACCUGGAGGCCUCCUACGUCAGAGCCGUCCACGUGCAGGUGUUCAACCUGAGAAUCUCACUGAUCAAAGGCCACAAGGUCGUGCUGAAUGGUCGCCGGAUGGCCCUACCUCUGUGGCCUGCUCAAGGCCGGGUGAGCAUAAGGCCCAGUGGCUCCUUUAUCCUCCUCUACACGGACUUUGGGCUUCAAGUUCGCUAUGAUGGGAGCCACCUGGUCGAAGUGACAGUGCCGUCCUCCUACUCCGGCCGCCUCUGUGGGUUGUGUGGCAACUACAACAAUAAUAGCCUGGAUGACAGUCUGCUCCCCAACAAAACGCUUGUGGCCAGCUCUGACCAUCUGGGGGUCGCCUGGAAGUUACCAGAGUACUCUGAACCGGGCUGCUUUGUUGAGGGGGCCAAGCCUUCCAGAUGCCUGGGGGACAAAGAAGCAAACAUUUGGAAAAAGAAUUGUGAUAUCUUAACGAACCCUCUGGGACCCUUCUCCCAGUGCCAUGGGGUGGUGCCCCCCCAGUCCAGCUUCGCCAGCUGUGUGUAUGGCCAGUGUGGGACCAAAGGUGACUCCCUGGCCCUGUGCCGGUCCCUGCAGGCCUACGCAUCCCUAUGCUCACAUGCCGGCCAGGCCCUCACCUGGCGAAACAGCACCUUCUGCCCUCUGAAGUGUCCCCCUGGCAGUAGCUACCACCCCUGUGCCAACCCCUGCCCGGCCACCUGUCUCAGCCGGAACACCCCAAGAGACUGCCCCGUGGAACUGCCCUGCACGGAGGGCUGUGAGUGCCAGCAAGGCCACGUCCUGAGCGGAACCUCCUGUGUGCCCUUCAGCCAGUGUGGCUGCGUGCACCAGGACGGUUCCUACCAUCCGGUCGGGGAGAGCUGGUACACAGACAACACAUGUUCCAGGCUCUGCACCUGUUCCACGCACAGCAGCAUCUCCUGCCGCCAGAGCACCUGUAAGCCAGGCCAGCUGUGCCGGCCCCUGGACGGCCUGCUGCGCUGCCGAAGCUCAGGCAUGGGAGUGUGUCGCACCUCGGACCGCUCCCCGUACGUGACGUUCGAUGGCAUUCUCCAUACCAUCCAAAACACCUGCACUUACGUCCUGCUGAAAGUGUGCCACUCCACCGUGGACCUACCUUUCUUCAAGAUCAGCGGCAAGCACGGGAAGCGGAGAGGCCGCUCGGCUGCUUUCUACCUCUACAGGCUCCAUAUUGACAUCUCUGACACCCGGGUCACCUUGGGAGAGGGCCACCGCGUGCUGAUCAACGGUACACAGGCCACCCUUCCCUCAACCCACCAGAUUCGGGGGGUCAGAAUCAAUGCCAGUGGCAUCUACACCAUCCUCAGUGUCAACAUCGGGCUGCAGGUCAAGUUUGAUGGCAAGGGCUUCUUAGAGGUCCAGCUCCCUACAGCCUACUACCAAAAGGUCUGUGGCUUGUGCGGGAACUUCAAUGACGAGGACGAAGAUGAGCUCAUGAUGCCCAGUGAUGAACUAGCCCAGAAUGACACUGAACUGGUGGACAGUUGGCAAGAUAGGGAGUCUGACCCCAAAUGCCAACCAGAUGACCAGACGGUCCAAGCAGAGUUGAAGGAAAAGUCAGAUACAAACUGCAGGAUGGCUGACCUAGUCAGAGCCCAGGAGCAGUGCCAGACGGCCUUGCAGGCUCCAGCCUGGGCGAAGUGUGCCAGCCACGUUGUCCUCAGGCCCUUCCUGCUCAACUGUACCAACAGCCUCUGUCAGGUUGGAAGGCUGAGCCGCGCCCUCUGUGAAUCUUUGGAAACCUUUGGGGCCGCCUGCCGGGCCCAGGGCCUCAACCCCCCGAUCUGGAGAAACAGCAGCUUCUGCCCUCUGGAAUGUCCUGCCCACAGCCGCUACUCCACCUGCCUUCCCUCCUGCUCACCUUCCUGCUUGGACCUGAUGGGCCAGUGCAGUGGCCCCAAAGUCCCCUCCACCUGCAAGGAGGGCUGCCUUUGUCUGCCCGGCUAUGUGCUCAGUGGGCAGCGGUGUGUGACCAGGAGUCAAUGUGGUUGCAUCAACGACUAUGGCAGCUCCUUCCCCGAGGGUAAGACCUGGAUCUCCAUUCGCUGCACCAGGAGCUGUGUCUGCACCUUGGGGACCGUCCACUGCCAGCCCUUCAGUUGCCCCCCUGGCUCCCACUGCGAGCCCAAGGCCAGGGGCACUGGCAGCUGUGAAAUUAACAAGUCGGACCAAUGCUCCAUUUACGGGGACCCCCAUUACCGUACCUUUGAUGGCCUCAGCUACCUCUUCCGCGGCCGCAUGACCUACACGCUGAUAAAGGCCAUCGGCGUGCUCCCUGCUGGGGUGGUGCCUUUGGUCGUGGAAGGGCGCAACAAAGUGUAUUCAUCCUGGAGCCCUAUCUACCUGCAUGAGAUCAUCGUGAUGGUCUACGGCUACACAGUCCAGCUCAAGGCUCAUCUGGAGCUGGUGGUCAACAACCAGAGGACGGCCAUCCCCUACAAGCCCAGCGACCGGCUGCAGGUCGCCCUGCGGGGCCAUCGCCUGUAUCUGAUCACUGACUUUGAGAUGGUUGUCACCUUCGAUGGAGGCAAAAACGCAGUGAUCACGCUGCCCAACAAGUAUAAGGGGCUCGUGCGUGGCCUGUGCGGGAACUUCGACGGGAACAAGAGUAAUGACUUUACGCUGCCCGACGGCACCAUCACCCAGAACCUGGUCACCUUCGGCAACAGCUGGGAGGUACAGAGGAUCACAGGAGUUGACCUCGCCCGUUUCUCAAGGGCCAUACAAGAGGAUGAAGAGGAGGAGAAGAAGGAGUCAGGCUAUCAUGUGUCAGAAUGCGGCCCAGAGCAGCUGGAGCUCAUCAACAGCACCCAGGCGUGCAGGGUGCUGGUGGACCCCCAGGGCCCCUUUGCUGCCUGUCACCAGACUGUGGCCCCCGAGCCCUUCCAGGAGCACUGUGUGUUUGAUCUGUGUGCCGCCCGGAACCCCAGAGAGCAGGAGGAACUGCGAUGCCAGGUCCUCAGCGGGUACGCCAUCAUCUGCCAGGAGGCGGGCGCCGCCCUGGCCAGCUGGCGGGACCACACCCGAUGCGCCUUGGCAUGUCCGGCCAACACCGUCUAUCAGAGCUGUAUGACCCCCUGCCCGGCCUCCUGUGCCCACCUGGCGGCCCCUAAGGACUGCGAGGGCCCUUGCGUGGAGGGCUGUGCCAGCCUCCCGGGCUAUGUCUACAGCGGUGCCCAGAGCCUCCCCCUAGCCCACUGUGGCUGCACCAGCAACGGAGUCUACUACCAGCGGGGUGACAGCUUUGUGACUGAGGAUUGCUCUCAGCGCUGCACCUGUGCCCGCUCUGGGGCGCUGCUGUGUGAGCCCCUCAGCUGCCGUGCUGGGGAGAUCUGCACCCUGGCGAACCUCACUCGUGGCUGCUUCCGAGAAAGCCCGUGUCUGCAGAACCCGUGUCAGAAUGACGGGCGGUGCUGGGAGCAGGGAACCCAUUUCACCUGUGAGUGUGAACUUGGUUAUGGGGGACACCUCUGCACGGAGCCCCGGGAUGGGCCAGCCCCUGGAAAGCCAGGGGCAUCCAACUUUGUGGCUGUCCUGUUGGGGAUGCUUGUGCCUGUGGUGGUCCUGGUGCCCGCAGUGACCAGAGAAUGUCUUUCCAGGAAGGGGAGGAGGAGGAGGGAGAAAAUGCAGAGCCAGAACAGAGACAGGCUGGCAGACGCUGGUGAGAACCAUUCCUGCCCCAGCACCCUGGCGACCGGGAGCCGAGUCUGCCUCUGA